Molecule: messenger RNA, 1327 nt
Organism: Gordionus sp. m RMFG-2023
Lineage: Eukaryota; Metazoa; Nematomorpha; Gordioida; Chordodea; Parachordodidae
Product: sorbitol dehydrogenase-like
Exons: 9
Coding region: 83-1213 (376 amino acids)
Biological process (GO): D-sorbitol catabolic process
Molecular function (GO): L-iditol 2-dehydrogenase (NAD+) activity
Source: RefSeq, a predicted model, not a curated record
UUUCAUGUUUGUAUCCACCAUCCUUCUCUAUUAUGACGCGAAAUCAGCUGUGGAUAUAUAGGCCCACAACCAUUUUUUAUCAAUGCAAGCAUUGGUUCUAAAAAAAGUUCACGAUUUAAUCAUUGAAGAACGUGAUAUUCCGGAACCAGGAGAAAAUGAAGUUUUAAUAGAGACAGCAUAUGUAGGCAUUUGUGGAUCUGAUGUGCAUUAUUGGCAAGAAGGUAGGAUUGGAGAUUUUGUUUUAAAUAAACCUAUGAUCAUGGGCCAUGAAACAAGUGGGGUUGUUUGCAAAUUGGGAUCACAAUUAGUAAAUCCAUUGCAGAUUGGCGAUAGAGUAUGUAUAGAACCAGGUGUGCCUUGUAGACAUUGCUCCUUGUGCAAGGCCGGAACUUAUAAUUUGUGCCCUCUUGUUAAAUUUCACGCCACUCCUCCUUAUGAUGGUACCUUGAGACGUUAUUUCGCCCAUCCUUCAGAUUUCUGCCACAAGAUUCCCGCUGAAAUGAAUAUGCAGAUGGCAGCUUUGGUGGAGCCUAUGGCCGUAGGCUAUUUUGCCUUAUUGCGUUCUCGUAUGCCAUUCGGCGGUACUGUUUUGAUAUCCGGAGCGGGGCCUAUCGGCCUUUGCUGCCUCAUUUGUGCUAUAAACAUGGGAGCUUCCAAGGUGUAUAUAACAGAGACUCUUACAGGGUUGUCAGAUAUGCUGGAAAAUAGGCUUAAAGCUGCUAAACUUUUGGGAGCUGAUCACACAUUGCAGAUAAUACCUUCUUCCCCGGAUACUUUUAACCUCACAUUCGCUGAUAAAGACGCCAAUGACCCUAAUAAAAACCGAUUUGAAACUUUUUUCGAAAAACAUGAUAGACCAGAUGUCACCUUUGAAGCAACUGGUUCUGAAAGCGGGAUAGAAUUGGCUCUCAAAGUGACUAAACCUGGAGGAAAGCUGAUAUGCAUAGGCUUUUCGUUUCAUCCCACCAAAAUCAAAGUUGCUAACAUUAUCGUCAAGCAAAUCGAUAUCCUGGGCAUUUUUCGAUACGCUAAUUGCUUUCCCCAGACCAUUUCUCUUUUACAUAAUUGCCGAAAUAAGGAAGAAAUUCGCAAAAUCAUGAUAACCCACAUGUUUAAUUUCUCAGAAAGUCUUGAAGCUUACACUGUUGCCAAAGAAAAUAGUCGGAAUAACGCUGUAAAAGUCAUGAUAAAGGUAUCGGAUCAUGACAAAUAACCUAAUAAUAUGAUUUAGUAAAAAAUUUUUAAAUUAUCUUUCUCUUCACUCAAUAAUGUUUUAUUAAUUACAAAAAAUGAUAAAAUUCUCUUCAUAGAGCUUUUCACUAUUCAU